UAUCAUAGUACCAGUUCAUGAUGUACUUCGUAGAACUUACGGUAAAAAACAGUCGUGGACAGAAAUCGUGGAAAUCUCCMUCCACUUUUGUUUCGUUCGUUCAUCGUACCAACUCAUCAUCUUUGCUAGCUUUCUCGAAGAGCCUAACUCUUCGCGGCUGGRCUCGGAACAUUGGUCACCGUGCAAUGACAUCACAAUUCGAUAGCGUUGUAUCCUCUCACGAUGCCGGCAACAAGAAGACAGCGAUCUCAAAAAGAAUCCGUGACACCAGAUCUCGUGGCGUCGGUGACUUYGGAGAMAGGAAGCAAUAGGCCGACCAGAAGAAGCACGAGAAGAACAGCCGUGAAGGCGGAAGAGAGCGUCGUGGAUGGGACUGAUUCYGCCGCAGUAAAAGAAGAAGAACCCGAGGCCGACGAGGGUGAUGAAAACGACGACGACCAAGAGAACCUCGAGAACUCUUACUUCUUGGAUGGCCAAAAAUUCACCAACUACCAAGACUAUGUGRCCGCCAAGCGCAAACGAAACCAGGCCGUCAUCAUGAAGCUCGGCUUUGGCUCCUCUGGGAACGACGCUAACAAACGCCUCAAGAUCGGUCGAGAGGCAAACCCGGCGACGCAACGGGGGCUUCGAAGCAACAAAAAGAAGGCUGCGAACAAAGCACCACCGGUUCGAAGCCGCAAAUCRAGCAGGAUUUCCGGCGAUGGYACCAAGCUCKUGGCCCUCGACAUGUACGCCAACGAUUGGGCYCUGUACAACACCGUGGUGRCGAMAAAGGGCGAGGGAGGAAACRAUGCCGAGAGCGACGAGGAUGAACAGGAAACAUUCUUCAAGGGCCGUGUGAACGAUGGUUCGCCCCUGUCUCUGAAGGAGGCAAUCGAGAUGAACGAGCCCAAAUGGAUCCACGACGACUCGGAAGACAAUGCCAAACGGCUCCUCCAGAAGCUGGUGUCGUGUGACGAUUCCGAAUCCGCAAAGAGCGAUGCGCGAAGAAGUCCGACCUCCGUUGUAUCGGCAUCCUGGGAGACAGAGCUGACCGACAAGGUAGAGGCACUCUCUAUCGACAAGGAGGAAUGGAUCUGCAAGGUCACCCCCGAUCGAAUCUACGGUGUGGCGACCCAUCCGAGCGAAUCCAAACUCAUUUGUUGUGCCGGUGACAAGCAAGGGUACGUCGGAUUGUGGGACGUGGACGGGAAAAGCGCCGGAGACGAGGGCGGGGAGAAGGAGAACAACGGUGUAGUCUCUCUGUUCCGCGUUCACAGCCGCCCUAUCUGCUGCCUCGAAUGGAUGGACAACGAGCACAUGGUCACGGCUUCCUACGACGGAAGCGUUCGUCGAUUGAAUGCCCAGACCGGAACAUUUGAGGAGAUCUUUGCCACCUACGACGAAUCCGAUUCCACGUAUCUGGAGGAUCUGGGAUUCGGCCUCGACCAGGGGUACCGAUACUGGACCCAAAGCGUGGCAACGGACCACCGGUACAAGGAUGCCUGUCUUUUUGUGUCCACCUCUCUCGGGGACGUCUUUCACGUGGAUUUGAGAAAAAAGCAAAAGAUGACCUUUCACGAAACGGUCAGCGACAAAAAAAUCAAUUCGGUCAGGUGCGUGCCUGUUCCAUCCUUCUGGUUUUGUUCCCCGUGUUGCCAGGAAACAAUCGCUAACUCACAAUGCCCAUUUUUUGUUUCCGCCCUUCUUGUUUGUUUGGUAACGAUGCAUUGUAACGAUGCAGCCUUCAUCCAAACGGAACAACCCUGGCUUCUUCCGGCAACGAUGGGGUCGUGCAAUUGUUCGACAUAAGAAAGUUUGGUGAUUCGAGGAACUCCUCAAAAUCGCCCAAGCCAUUGUGUACCCAAACCGCGGGGCUCUCCGUGAGCAGUUCCUUCUUUUCUCCCAGUGGAAAGAGCCUCCUAACCACMUCUUUUGCCAAUCGUCUUGACCUGACGGAGGAUGCGCAUCUCGCAAAGGGCGGGAAAAAAAUCCAGCCGACCCAUAGCAUUCGGCACAACAACCAAACCGGUAGGUCCAACAAAGGAAUCAAUCGAUCGCCCUUUUCUUUCGCACUGCACUGGAAUUCUCAACAAUCUUUUCGUCCACACGACAAUGUAACCCUUUCGCGUAUAACAACAACAACGACAACAACGGGUCACAGGUCGCUGGUUGACAACUUUCCAGGCAAGAUGGCAUCCAGCGGCGGACAUUUUCUGUUGCGGCAGCAUGAACAAACCCCGCUGCAUGGAAAUUUUCGAUGCGAAUGGYCGACUCYUGCGGGAAGUGACGGGAGAAGCCCUUGGCUCCGUCAUGAGCCGAACGUGCUUUCACCCCUCGACCAAGCAACUAAUUCUAGUAGGUGGCAACUCGAGUGGUCGAAUGGUAGCCAUUCGGUAGACAAUUUUGAAUGCACGCGUUGGAUYGCCACAAACAGCUAUCGAUUUUGUUUCUCGUGGRAAACCARCAUUGCGAAACGGUGGCCUUYGGCMGGAUCCAUAAAUAAAUACUACGAUUUGUA
Pseudo-nitzschia multistriata is the source of this 2500-nucleotide messenger RNA. The record is from the annotation of a GenBank genome assembly. NCBI's taxonomy places the organism in Eukaryota, Bacillariophyta, Bacillariophyceae, Bacillariales, Bacillariaceae.